This is a messenger RNA of Bipolaris sorokiniana ND90Pr, 1093 nucleotides long. RefSeq lists its product as uncharacterized. Bases 137 to 955 code for a protein of 272 amino acids. Lineage: Eukaryota; Fungi; Ascomycota; Dothideomycetes; Pleosporales; Pleosporaceae. The record is from RefSeq and is a predicted model, not a curated record. The transcript has a single exon.
GAAGGUCGAUAGACAUCACGUGCACUUCUCCGUUCUCCCUCUCCUACCCAUCUUGCCUCGGUGUCCGGUGGUAGGGCUCCACUAUGACGAGGGCAUGUCUUCGGUAGUACAUGUACGGUAGGUAGCAAUAUUGGGUAUGUGUGUACUACUUAGCAUGUACUACAGGUACGGGGAAACGGAAACGGCCGGAAGACAUGGGCGAGUACUAUUCGUCAUGGUGAUGAUGUGCGGUGAGCAGCCCAAUCGCCUCGUCAUGGCUUCGCUAUGGACACAUGGAAUUGCUUGGCAUGCUCGCUCUGGUCGAUGUACUAUGUAUGUACGCACAGGCAGAGCAGGUUUCUUGUUCCGAGUGGAGAGGGCAUGUAUGUAUGCAGUAGUAUCGAUAUGUAGAUACAUGUGUGGUGUGUGUUCCCGGGGAGGGGCAGCAUCCUCUUGGUGCGCCGUGUCCAAGCAAGAAGAUAGACAUGGACCAGUACCCAGUACCCAGUACCCAGUACCCAGUACCCAGUACCCAGUACCACGACUCUACAUACACAGUAGACACAUAGCACCACGCACGUAUCCAGACAGGGCUGCAGGCGGGAGGGCGAGCGUCGGGCGCGCGGGGGGAGUUGCAAGCACGAUGCGCAAGCGAGCCAAUGCGCCGUUGCCAGGCGGGCGCUGCUGCCCUCGACAACUGCGCGCGCUGUCUGUGUGUCUGUCGUCGUCGACGGUGCCUGGGCGAGACAGAACUACACCUUCGCCCGCCUUCCAUACUUUCCCAUACCCACACCCACACCCACACAAAUCCCCACUCACACCCUUUGUCUCUGCCUGCCUGUUUGUUCGCCCUAGUCCCCUCCCCUUGUUCUCCAAACCUCCCUUACCUAUCCACGCACACACGCACACACGCACACACACACACACUCUUACUCUCCCAAGAGCCAUCCCGGUAGUGGGGCAGAAAGACCCUUGACAAGGAAAACAACACGUGAACUAGGCUUGUCUACGCUCGACCUUCGUUCGCUGCAAAUUCCCUCCCUACGACAAACCUGUCCACCGCACCUUUUUCUGCCUUUACAUUCCCUCCCUCUUCCUCUCUCUCUCUCUCUCU